CCCGAGACUGCACUGAAACACACAAUGGAGGACACACCAGCGCCCCCUCCACUUAGCGACUACGACCUAUCCACCCCAAUCUCAUCGACAUCCGGCCUACGUCAAGGCCUAGCCUCCUACGGUGAUGCCCAUUUCUCCUUAUUCCUCCGAAAAGUCUUCAUCAAGGCCCUGGGCUACUCAGAUGAUGCCCUUUCUCGUCCCAUUAUUGGCAUCAUCAAUACCUACUCCGGGUUCAAUCCCUGUCAUGCGAAUGUGCCUCAACUCAUCGAGGCCGUGAAACGGGGCGUCCACUUGAAUGGGGGUCUGGCGGUCGAGUUCCCGACGAUUAGUAUUCAGGAGAGCUUCGCCUAUCCGACGAGUAUGUUUUUGCGGAAUUUGAUGAGUAUGGAUACUGAGGAGAUGAUCCGGGCGCAGCCGUUGGAUGCGUGUGUUAUGAUUGGAGGCUGCGACAAGACUGUCCCUGCCCAGUUGAUGGGAGGUAUCUCGGCCAACAAGCCCAUCCUCCCACUUAUCACGGGGCCCAUGUUGCCAGGGAGCCAUCGUGGCCAACGGAUCGGGGCUUGUACUGAUUGCCGCAACAAUUGGGCCGCCUUUCGGGCAAAGGAAAUCGAUAUUGAGGAGAUCGCGGCUAUCAAUGAAGAACUUGCUCCGACGGUUGGAACCUGUGGUGUCAUGGGGACCGCCAGUACAAUGGCUUGCGUGACCGCUGCCCUAGGUAUGAUGCCACUCCGAGGUGCCUCUGCGCCGGCGGUCUCGUCUGCGAGGAUCAGAGUGGCCGAGGAAACAGGGGGAAUUGCUGUAGCGGUGGCACACACGGAACGGCGACCCCAAGACAUCUUGUCGAAGGAGUCUUUCCUGAAUGCCAUCACGGUGCUGCAAGCCAUUGGAGGAUCCACCAAUGCCGUGGUUCAUUUGAUGGCUAUCAUCAACAGACAUCCUAAGGUUCAAGGCGUGAUCACCUUGCAGACCAUCGAGGAAGUUGGUCAGAAAACCCCGCUGCUGAUCGAUUUGAAACCCAGCGGCGAUAACUAUAUGAAUGAUUUCCACAAUGCGGGUGGAAUGCUGGCGCUGCUGCAUACCCUACGCCCGCUGCUUCACCUCUCCGCCAUGACUAUUACCGGUCAGACAUUAGGCGAGGUAUUGGAUGCCUCUCCGUUCAGGACGUUUCCGCUCUCACAGCAGAUCAUCCGACCCCUAUCCGACCCUCUCUAUCCUGCAUCGUCGCUGGUUGUCCUUCGCGGGAACAUCGCACCGGAUGGUGCCGUCAUGAAGGCAUCCGCAUCCAAAGACCCGAGACUACUCUCCCAUAGUGGCCCGGCGGUCGUGUUCGAGAACUCAGCCGACCUUGCAAAGCGCAUAGAUGACCCAGAUCUGGAAGUCACGAAAGAUUCAGUCCUGGUACUCAAGGGAAUCGGACCCAUAGGCAACCCAGGGAUGCCCGAAGCAGGUCUGAUACCCAUACCCCGUAAGCUCGGGUCUGCAGGCGUCAAAGAUAUGCUGCGACUUUCCGAUGGGCGCAUGUCAGGGACGGCAGGGGGCACUAUCGUCCUCCACAUAUCGCCAGAGUCAGCCCUGCCCGAGUCUCCUUUGGGGGUGGUUCAAACCGGCGAUGUUAUCACUUGUGACAUCGCGACAAGAAAGCUCCAACUGGAGAUCUCCGAUGAUGAGCUGGAAAGACGCAUUGACGCGAGGAAGCAAUCGUUGAACAGCGACGCGGAAGCCUCACCGGCCAGAAGGAGGAAGAGGGGGUAUCGUGGCUUGUAUGAGCGAUCGGUGAACCAGGCCCAGGAUGGAGCCGAUUUUGAUUUUCUCACAGCGAGUGGGCCAUUGUCGGAGGAUCAGAACUGAAAC
Messenger RNA from Aspergillus ibericus CBS 121593, 1851 nucleotides. RefSeq names its product putative dihydroxy-acid dehydratase (gene ilv3C). The transcript has 3 exons. Gene Ontology annotation, molecular function: hydro-lyase activity. The record is from RefSeq and is a predicted model, not a curated record. Bases 25 to 1848 code for a protein of 607 amino acids. Lineage: Eukaryota; Fungi; Ascomycota; Eurotiomycetes; Eurotiales; Aspergillaceae.